AUGAAUGGCACCGAAGCUAAGAAUCGCAUAAGCAACGGCAAUAUCAGAGAAGAUGUUGACAUCGAAAUCCCUGACACUGCUCAUCAGAUUGGCAGCGAUUCAUGGUUUCAAGUGGCGUUCGUUCUGACGACCGGUAUAAACAACGCUUACGUGUUGGGAUAUUCAGGAACAAUAAUGGUUCCUUUAGGCUGGGUUGGUGGUGUGGUUGGUCUUUUUCUUGCUACUGUAAUCUCUCUCUAUGCAAACACUCUCGUAGCCAAACUUCAUGAGUUUGGUGGCAAAAGACACAUUCGCUAUAGAGACCUCGCUGGAUUCAUUUACGGUAGAAAGGCUUAUUGUCUUACAUGGGGAUUGCAAUAUGUUAAUCUUUUCAUGAUUAAUUGUGGAUUUAUCAUCCUAGCUGGUUCUGCUUUAAAGGCUGUUUAUGUGCUUUUUAGGGAUGAUCAUGCCUUGAAACUGCCUCACUGUAUAGCCAUCGCAGGUCUGAUUUGUGCGGUUUUCGCGGUUGCGAUUCCUCACUUAUCGGCUCUUGGGAUCUGGCUUGUAGUAUCGACCAUCUUUAGUCUCAUCUACAUUGUUGUGGCAAUCGUUCUGUCGAUUAAAGAUGGAGUGAAAACACAAUCAAGAGAUUACGAGAUACAAGGAUCAUCUAUAAGUAAACUUUUUACCAUCACAGCUGCGUCCGCAAAUCUUGUUUUCGUAUUCAACACAGGGAUGCUUCCAGAAAUUCAGGCGACAGUGAGGCAACCGGUAGUGAAAAACAUGAUGAAGGCUCUAUACUUUCAGUUCACUGCCGGUAAUUUGCCGAUGUUCGUGGUUACAUUCGUCGGAUAUUGGGCUUACGGUUCCUCAACCUCCACCUAUCUGCUAAACAAUGUCAAUGGCCCUACAUGGGUCAAAGCCCUAGCUAACAUCUCCGCUCUUCUUCAGUCCGUUAUCUGUUUGCACAUUUUUGCGAGUCCAACGUAUGAGUAUAUGGACACAAAGUUUGGGGUCAAAGGAAACCCAUUGGCAAUAAAGAACUUGAUGUUUAGGAUCAUGGCCCGAGGUGGGUACAUUGCGGUUAGCACGCUUCUCUCGGCGUUUUUGCCGUUCCUUGGGGACUUUAUGAGCCUCACUGGUGCAGUGAGCACAUUCCCUCUCACGUUCAUUCUAGCUAACCACAUGUAUUAUAAAGCUAAGAACAAUAAGCUUAGUCCUUUGCAAAAGCUAUGGCAUUGGCUUAACGUUGUCUUCUUUAGUUUGAUGUCUGUUGCUGCCGCCAUUGCAGCCCACCUUCUUCGUUUUCCUUUUCUUCUCAGCUCCGAUUCAAACCUGCAUUUCUCUCUUCUCAAUUCUGGGUUUCUCCUUCUGAUACCGCAUUUUCCGUUUGACGUUGAUUCAGAUCGACAAAGAGGAAGACGAAGAGGAACACAGGAGAAAUGCAGAGCGUGCGAGAAGACAGUGUACCCAAUGGAGCUUCUCUCAGCUGAUGGAGUCCCUUUUCACAAGUCUUGCUUCAGAUGCUCUCACUGCAAAAGCACUCUCCAACUAAGUAACUAUUCAUCAAUGGAAGGUGUGUUGUAUUGUAAGCCUCAUUUUGAGCAGCUCUUCAAGGAGACUGGUAGUUUCAACAAGAACUUUCAGUCACCUGCAAAGCCAUUGUCUGACAAACCAACCCCUGAGCUGACAAGGACACCAAGCCGACUUGCUGGAAUGUUCUCUGGAACACAAGACAAAUGCGCUACUUGCACUAAAACCGUUUAUCCUAUCGAAAAGAUAACUGUGGAGAGCCUGUGUUACCAUAAAUCUUGCUUCAAGUGUUCGCAUGGAGGCUGCGCGCUUUCUCCGUCGAACUAUGCAGCGCUCGAGGGGAUUUUGUACUGCAAACACCAUUUCUCUCAGCUAUUCAAGGAGAAAGGAAGCUACAACCACCUCAUCAAAUCUGCUUCCAUCAAACGCAAUGCUGCUGCCGCUACAGCUGCUGCUGCUCUAGCUGCUGUAGAUGCUGUAGAUGCUGUAGAAGCCAUUCCAGAAUAA
This is a messenger RNA of Microthlaspi erraticum, 2019 nucleotides long. The record is from the annotation of a GenBank genome assembly. NCBI's taxonomy places the organism in Eukaryota, Viridiplantae, Streptophyta, Magnoliopsida, Brassicales, Brassicaceae.